AGUCAAUGUCAAUGUCAUUUUUGUAGUGUCUGUUUUCUAUUCAUUUUUUAUUCAUUUUAAAAUUUAUUUUAGUUCAUUCGCAGCGUUGGUAGAGUACGUUGGAAAUUCGGUCUCGUGACUCAUAGGUUAAAUAUGUGAGCGGUGUUUUUCAAAAUUUAAUCAACCAUUUAAUUGGAUCUAUAACAACCGAAAUUCACGAUAAAUCCUCAAAUAAUGGGCCAGCACGUGUCUAGAACCGAUUUCGAAUGGGUCUACACCGAAGAGCCGCACGCCAGUCGAAGAAAAGUAAUUUUAGAGAAAUAUCCACAGAUAAAGAAGCUCUUUGGAUACGAUCCGAAUUUCAAAUGGGUCGUCACCGGAAUGGUAUUAAUUCAAUUCUUGUUGAUAUGGGUGUUGAAAGACAAACCGUGGUCGAUUUUAAUUCUAGCCGCCUAUUGUCUAGGAGGAGUGAUAAACCAUUCUCUAAUGUUAGCAAUCCACGAAAUAUCUCACAAUUUGGCCUUCGGUCACGCCCGGCCCAUGGCCAACAAAAUGUUUGGCUUCUUCGCCAAUCUUCCAAUAGGAUUACCAGUCUCGAUAAGCUUCAAAAAAUACCAUCUAGAACAUCAUAGGUACCAAGGCGAUGAACUGAAAGAUACCGAUAUACCCACUUAUUUGGAAGCGAAAUUGUUCUGCACGACGUUCGGUAAAUUCAUCUGGGUGAUAUUACAGCCGUUUUUCUACUCCUUCCGUCCGUUAAUUACCUACCCUAAGCCUCCCACAUAUUUGGAAUUCGUCAAUCUAGUCAUUCAAUUGAUUUUCGAUGCGAUUGUCGUCUACUUUUGCGGUGGUAGAAUGCUCGGGUACCUUCUGCUGGGUUCGUUUUUGGCGAUGGGGCUGCAUCCUGUGGCAGGACACUUCAUCAGCGAGCAUUACAUGUUCAAAAAGGGCUACGAGACGUACAGUUAUUACGGCCCUUUGAAUUGGAUAACGUUUAACGUGGGAUAUCACAACGAACACCACGAUUUUCCCGCUGUUCCGGGAUCCAGAUUGCCCGAGGUUAAAAAGAUUGCUCCUGAAUUCUACGAUAACUUACCGCAACACCAUAGCUGGACGGCUGUUUUGUACGAUUUUAUAAUGGACCCGGACGUGGGCCCAUACGCAAGGAUAAAAAGAAAAGCGAGAGGCUUUUCUUCAUAGGUAACUUAUUAUUUAUUGGUUGUAUAUUGUUUAUUAAAUAUAUACUAAGUGUCCACGUUGUUAAUAUAUCGUACAAAAUCAUUUUUACAACUUAUUUAUUUUGUAGUUUGUGGCACUUUUCAGAAUUUAUGUGAUUUUUUUUUCUUGUAAAUCUCAAGUUGAAUUUGUUUAUUUAAAAGGUAAAUAUGAAAUUGUAACAAUACCCGAAUAUUUCGAAAAAUAUUCGGAAUGAAGCGCAAUAAUUUUGAUGAUGAAUAUUUAUUUUAAAUCAAUUAAAUGGAUUUUUCUAAUUCCAAAAGUUUUUCUCUAAACACAGUAAAAGGUGGCUUAACGGAAAUGUUAUAUCACAAAAUCGAAAAAAAAAAUGAUUUAAUUUUU
This is a messenger RNA of Phyllotreta striolata, 1557 nucleotides long. The record is from the annotation of a GenBank genome assembly. Lineage: Eukaryota; Metazoa; Arthropoda; Insecta; Coleoptera; Chrysomelidae.